GGUCUACGUAUAAAGACAGGAGGAUUGUUAAGCUUUGCCUCAUAAGACACAGGAAGCGUUUACAUGAAGUGAAGAAAUACGGCGAAAAUAUUCAACAUGUUGUAUCCAGUGAUAAUUAUUCUGACUGUCAGCACUUUACAUGAAAGUUAUGCCUCCUGGUGCUUGAAUCAACAAGAAGCCAUUUGUUCGUGCAGGGAGACAGCGAUUGCGUGUAAUAACCAGCCGAGUUUAACACAUAUACCUAAUAUUCCAACAGAUACGACAUAUCUAGAAUUUCAUGGAAACGGUAUGACUUCACUAAACGCAACUUCAUUAUCUCGAUUUACAUCACUUGAAAGACUAGACCUUAGUCAAAAUAAGAUUACAUCAUUAGAAGCAAAUUCAUUCUCUGGAUUAACAUUACUCGAGGAACUAGAUUUACAAGAGAACCACAUUUCAAGAUUAGAAGACAUGGCAUUCAAAGGUCUUGUUUCAUUGACAUUUUUGUAA
Molecule: messenger RNA, 489 nt
Organism: Mytilus trossulus (common blue mussel)
Lineage: Eukaryota; Metazoa; Mollusca; Bivalvia; Mytilida; Mytilidae
Product: vasorin-like
Exons: 5
Coding region: 97-489 (130 amino acids)
Cellular component (GO): extracellular matrix
Molecular function (GO): protein binding
Source: RefSeq, a predicted model, not a curated record